This is a messenger RNA of Drosophila mojavensis, 1558 nucleotides long. Its product is annotated as barH-like 2 homeobox protein. Gene Ontology annotation, molecular function: DNA binding; DNA-binding transcription factor activity, RNA polymerase II-specific. The transcript is spliced from 3 exons. The record is from RefSeq and is a predicted model, not a curated record. Gene Ontology annotation, biological process: regulation of DNA-templated transcription. Bases 54 to 1487 code for a protein of 477 amino acids. Lineage: Eukaryota; Metazoa; Arthropoda; Insecta; Diptera; Drosophilidae.
UUCUCUCUGUGUGUGUGUGUGAAAGUGUGUAAUAAUUUUUGAUCAGUAUUUAAAUGCUCUGUCCGCCCACUAUGCGUCCGGCCAGUCCUGCCGAAUCCGAGAUCUCCGUCGGCGGUGCACCCAGCCCGCUGCCGACCCAACACCAUCAUCACCAUCAGCAGCAGCAGCACCAGCUGCACCAUCAACGCGAUUUGCUGCAGCAACAGCAAUUGCUGAUGCAGCAACAUGCCGCCGCUGCUGCCGCCGCCGCUGCCGCAGCUGCAGCAGCCGGACUGACGCGCAAUGCCGUCGGCACGUUGCCGGAGGAUUACUUCCAGCCGCUGAAGCGCUUGCGCAUGUCCUCCAGCUCAUCGGAGACGCGUGAGCAGACGCCAAGUCCUCCUGCACCGCCCACAUCUAAUGCCGCUGUCACCACAGCCACGACCACGGCCACGGCCACCACAAAGUCCGCCAUUGAGGGCGUCAAGAGCUUCUCCAUUGCGGACAUUCUCGGUCACUCUGAGAAGCAGGAUCAGCAGCAACAGCGCUCGGCCUCCGCAUCGCCACCGCCGGCUGCCACUCUGCUGGCCCCACCAGUCGCCCGGCCUGUCUCCGGCCUGCUACAGCCCCGCACCGAGCCCCUGGACAUGCAUCCAGCUGCCGCUGCUGCCAUGCUGCUGCCCGGGGCACAGAUCGUGCGUCCAUGGGACCAUCUGCUUGGGCCCAUGCCCGUCCGCCCGUUUAUUCCUUCAGCUCUGCUGCACUACGAGCAGCGCCUGGCCCUCGACUAUCAUCGCCAGCUGCAGGAGCACUUCAAUGCCCAGGCGCAGUUGCUGCGCCACAUGAGCAUGGACAUCAUUCCCUCGGAGAGUGGCUCGGAUCGCUCCAGCUCGGCUGCCAGCGAUUGCUGCUCGCCCGAAAUAGCUCGCGAUUCGGCUGCUGCUGCCGCCGCUGCUGCUGCUGCAGGCGCUGCACUGCGUCGCAGCCACAGUCCACAAUCCUCUGCCAAGGCCAAUGGCACGCCACUCGACGCGCUCUUCCAGAUGACCACCAAGGACUUUGAUGAGUCACAAGAUAAAUCGCACUUGGACAUAUUCUCGAACCGGCCGCAGCCAAAGAAGAAGCGCAAGUCGCGCACCGCCUUCACCAACCAUCAGAUCUUCGAGCUGGAGAAGCGCUUCCUCUACCAGAAGUAUCUCUCGCCCGCCGAUCGCGACGAGAUCGCCGCUUCGCUGGGUCUGUCCAAUGCCCAGGUGAUCACCUGGUUCCAGAACCGCCGCGCCAAGCAGAAGCGCGACAUCGAGGAGCUGAAGAAGGACUUCGACAGCGUCAAGGUCUUCUCCGCCCACAAAUCCUUCCUCGAGAACGUCAACGAUCUGAGCAUCCUGAAGAAGAAGCCCAUGCACGAGGCGGACAUGGUGGGUCUGGCCGCAGCAGCCGCUGCCGCUGGCAUGGUGGUGCCAGUGCCCGUCUCGGCUGCCCAGGCCAUGGCCACGCCUCCCAAAUGAGCGGGCGCCAGCAGCGGCGGCGACAACGUCGCACUUGCAACCCGAUGAACGGUACAAAAAGCGAGCACAGU